This is a messenger RNA of Electrophorus electricus (electric eel), 586 nucleotides long. RefSeq names its product cystatin f (gene cst7). Lineage: Eukaryota; Metazoa; Chordata; Actinopteri; Gymnotiformes; Gymnotidae. Gene Ontology annotation, biological process: immune response; negative regulation of microglial cell activation; positive regulation of myelination. The record is from RefSeq and is a predicted model, not a curated record. Gene Ontology annotation, cellular component: endoplasmic reticulum; lysosome; late endosome. Gene Ontology annotation, molecular function: cysteine-type endopeptidase inhibitor activity.
GUUUAAGUGUUGCUGCACAGGAAGUAGCUACGCAGACUGGGUGGUUGCACAGACAUGGACGUCUGUCAUCAUUUCAUUCUCCUCUUUCUUUUGGCUGGGUUGUGCUCACUUGAGGCAAAGCCGCUACUAAUUCCUGGAAAAGCACAAAAUAUCAGCAAAAAUGACGCAGAAGUUAAAAAGGCUAUCUUAACUGCAACCUACUCCUUUAACAACGAGUCCAACGAUGCAUUUUUUUUCAAGAAAUCAGCUGUCAAUGAAGCACAAAAACAGGUUGUUAAAGGAGUAAAGUACAUCCUGAAAAUGGAAAUUUCUCGAACUGUCUGCAAGAAGAGAGAGAUCAAUGUUGACUUGGAUGACUGUGCCUUCCAGACAAACCACAGGCUACAACAGACUUUCCACUGUAAUUUUGAGGUGUGGGCAAUUCCAUGGUUGAAGAUAAUGAAAACCACAUUCUUCAUCUGUAAUCCUUUAAACAAGUAAUAUCCCAUGUUUACCAGAAUGUUUUUUUUUUCUUUCAACAAUACAAGCAACAAGAAUCUGCAUUGGCAUAGUAUGAGCUGCCACAAAAUAAAACAUCGAACUGGUA